UUAAAAUCAGAGAGAAAUGGAGCUUUAGUCUCCUCCUCUUGCAUUACGUCUUUAUUUGAACAAGUAUCCUGUUUCUGUUAGUUUCUUAAAUGGUCUCAGGAGCUUAUUUAUGCCUGAUCCAGACAAAUUUUUAGCAUAUUUGUUGUGGAGAGUUUGUCAGAAUGGCUGGCAGCGAAGAGACCCUUAAGAAAAAAUUGCAAGAUGAAAAUGAAAUUGCAGAAAGCCCCGAAACCAGGAGGGGUGGGGACCCAGAGAGACAAAAGAUUGCCACCUUGUGACAAAACCAUAAAAAGGGGUGAAGCAGGACAGAGGUGGCUGCAAGUCUUGAGAACACCCCUGCUUUCCACCUAAGAUGUCUGCUGGAACUAACAAGGACUGUACCAGGGGAAAGGAUUGGGCCCAGACUAGGAAGGAGUCUAGUCUGUGAAAGAAGCUUAUUGGAACAUCUCUGAGGAACACUGACCAAUAAACUGAAAAUCUCAAAAGAAUCACUAACUUAUUCUGAGAAGAUCCAAGAUAAAGGCAAAGAACCCCCAGAGCCUUUAUGGACUACAUUUGCUGAUAGUGUGGUCAAGCUGAGAAUAGAUCACUCAUGUUCACAAACUCCAAUAACAGUUCAUCAGAUGUUCAAAGAGACUGUGGAUAAAUAUGGGCCUCUCAAUGCUAUGGCCAGCAAAAAGAAUGGAAAAUGGGAAAAGAUCACAUUUGCAGAGUAUUACAAUCUUUCCUGGAAAGCAGCCAAAAGCUUUUUGAAGCUUGGUCUUGAACGAUUCCACAGCGUAGCAAUACUUGGAUUUAACUCUCCAGAAUGGUUCGUGUCAGCUGUUGGAGCUAUUUUUGCUGGAGGAAUUGUCACAGGCAUCUAUACAACCAACUCUCCUGAGGCCUGCCACUACAUUGCUUAUGACUGCAAAGCCAAUGUCAUUGUGGUGGAAAAUCAAAAACAAUUGGACAAGAUAAUGCAGAUCUGGAGUCGUCUACCAUACUUAAAAGCAGUUGUGCUAUACAAUGACUCUUUAUCAGAGAGACAUCCCAAUUUAUAUACGAUGGAAGAAUUUAUGGAGUUGGGAAACGAGAUACCAAAUGCUACACUCAAUGACAUUAUUAGCUCUCAAAAGCCAAAUCAAUGUUGUGUGCUAGUGUACACUUCUGGAACAACUGGGAAGCCAAAAGGAGCCAUGCUGAGUCAUGACAAUAUAACCUGGACAGCAGCACAUGCCAGCAGAGCUGGGGAUAUGCAACCAGCAGAAAUCCAACAGGAGAUUAUAGUCAGUUACCUCCCGCUCAGCCACAUAGCUGCUCAGAUAUAUGACCUCUGGACUGGAAUCAAGUGGGGAGAGCAAGUUUACUUCGCUGAGCCAGAUGCUUUAAAGGGCAGCUUGGUCAAUACACUGAAAGAAGCACAGCCAACAUCUCAUAUGGGAGUUCCACGAGUAUGGGAGAAAAUCAUGGAGAAAUUAAAGGACACGUCUGCUCAGUCGGGAUUUAUGAAAAAGAAAGUGUUAUCAUGGGCCAUGUCCAUUAGCUUAGAGAGGAACCUAAGCUGCUCAGGAAGCAGUGAUUUAAAGCCCUUUCGAACAAGAUUAGCAGACUACUUAGUACAUGCAAAAAUCCGCAGUGCUCUGGGAUUUUCCCACUGUCAGAAGCAUUUCUCUGGUGCUGCUCCUGUCACUACAGAAACUCUGGAUUUCUUCUUGAGUCUGAACAUCCCCUUGUACCAGGCAUAUGGGAUGAGCGAGACUACAGGCCCGCACUGCAUGUCUGGGCCAUAUGUUUACAGACGUCACAGCUGUGGCAAAGCAGUGCCUGGCUGCAAAGUGAAACUGGUGAAUGAGGAUGCAGAUGGCAAUGGAGAAAUUUGUUUCUGGGGAAGAACUGUUUUCAUGGGUUAUUUAAAUAUGGAGGAUAAAACUAAAGAAGCUAUUGAUGAUGAUGGGUGGUUGCAUUCUGGAGACCUAGGAAGACUAGACAAGGACGGCUUCCUCUAUGUUACUGGAAGAAUUAAAGAGUUAAUUAUUACAGCUGGUGGUGAAAAUGUGCCUCCGAUCCCAAUUGAAGAUGAGGUCAAAAAGGAACUGCCCAUUGUUAGCAAUGCUAUGUUGAUUGGAGAUCAAAAGAAGUUCUUAUCAAUGUUGCUGACCUUAAAGAGUGCUCUGGACCCAGAUACAUCCGAUCCUACUGACAAUCUGACAGAGCAAGCCAGAGAAUUCUGCCAGAAAAUUGGCAGCAAAGCCACUAAAGUGUCAGAGAUUGUGGCAACAAGAGAUCAGGCUGUUUACCAGGCCAUUCAAGAAGGAAUCGACAGAGUCAACAUGAAGUCCACUGCCAGUGUUCAGCAUAUUCAGAAAUGGACAGUCCUGGAAAGGGAUUUCUCCAUUUCUGGUGGAGAAUUUGGUCCUACGAUGAAAUUAAAACGACUUGCUGUGCUUGAAAAAUACAAAGAUGAAAUUGAUUCAUUUUACAAAGAAUAAAGCUAGUCUUCGUGCCAAGUAUUGUCUGCAAGUUUCCCAUGAAGCAAAACAAAUUCACCAACUCUGUGUUGCCGGAAACAGCUCCCAACAAAUGCAUUUGAGGAUUUACUUUUUUAGGCUAGCACACCUACCAUUUGUUUUGCACCCUAUGCAACAGGCAUUAGAAGAGAAACAUCCAUAUAAAGAUCUAGUUGUAAUUCAGCCUGCAAAGUAAUAAAAUUUCUUGCUACAGAUAAGUA
Caretta caretta (loggerhead turtle) is the source of this 2710-nucleotide messenger RNA. RefSeq names its product acyl-CoA synthetase bubblegum family member 1 (gene ACSBG1). Gene Ontology annotation, molecular function: long-chain fatty acid-CoA ligase activity. The record is from RefSeq and is a predicted model, not a curated record. Gene Ontology annotation, cellular component: endoplasmic reticulum; membrane. NCBI's taxonomy places the organism in Eukaryota, Metazoa, Chordata, Testudines, Cheloniidae.